UAUGUAAGCAACCAUAUCAUGUUUUUUACAAUAACAUUUCAAACUUGAAUCCCUCACUAUCUUUCUCCAUAUAAAACCAAUAAAAACACCAAGCCAAAGCUUACUAAGAUAUCUCCAAUCAUACAGCCAUGCAUUCACAAAUGAAGAAAAAACCACAAACCCACCACAACAUUCCCAAAACAACUUACAACACCAAUGAUGAUAUAACCGAACAUUCUCCACAUAAUCAACUUUGUAACACUCCUUGUUGUUUUUUCUGCAUUAUGAAAGAACAAAAUCCAUCUCUCAGAAAAGCAAAAAUAUCAACCUGCUUCAAAGAAAUGCAUCAAAGAGACAAUCAAGAACAUGUCUUGGUCCUCAGUGGACUGUGGAACAUAGCCAUGACCCAACCCAACGAUCCAGAGUUUCCAUCCCUCGGCAUAUUCAGCUGCAUGGCCAAACUAAUCACCAAAGGUAUAAAAAAUAAAAACUGGCUUCUUCAAAAUCAAAACAUUUACAUACCUUAUUAUGCUGCUCAUAUCAUUGGCUCUUAUACCAUGAACAAAGAAGAGUUUUCACAGAUAGCUGUGAAAUCAGGUGUUAUACCGCCAUUGUUAGAGCUUCUGAAAGGUAAAAUAAGUUGGGUUGAACAAAGAGUUGCUGUUAGAGCACUUGGUCAUUUAGCUAGUUACAAUAGCACUUUUGAAUCAGUGGCAGAGUAUGAAACAGAGUUGGUGAAAUUAACAAUGAAUUUAGCUUCAACUUGCUUAGAAAAAAUCUAUGUUGAAUUUGUAUCAGUUAAGAGAAGAGUUGAGUAUCACAGAAACUUGCUUACAAGAGGUUUAGGUGAUUUGGAAAUGGAGAAUCGAAAAGCCGAGGAAUGGGCUAGUCAACUUCAAUGUUGGUCUAUUUAUCUUCUGAAUUGUUUUGCUUGCAAAGAUUACAAUAAGUCUUUGAAUCUCAUAUGCAAAAAAGAGUUCUUAAAUGAUUUGUGUGAUAUGUGGGGUGGAUUAAUGAAUAACACUUCACCAGGUGGGUUUGGACUCAUUAGAAUCCUUUGUUAUAAUAACAUUGGAAGAAAAAAAAUUGUUGAGUUACCAAAAGUUGUGAAAACACUUUGUAACCUCUCAAGAUCUUGUGAUGAUUGGCAAUACCUUGGUAUAGAUUGUCUUUUAUUGCUUCUCAAGGAUGAAAAUACAAGGUACAAAGUUAUUAUUGAUGAUGUUGAUGUUGUUUCAUGUCUUGUUGAUUUGAUUGAACUUAGAAAACUUGGUGAUAAAUCAAAUGUUGGUGACAUCAUCACAAAGGUGCUAGAGCUACUUCUUGAACAUAAUAAUAAUCAUCAUCAUUAUAAAUUUUCUACGAAUCUUAUUUCGCUAGAUAUUAUGAUGGUUAGGAGGAAUAAGGAGAAACUUAUGUCAGAGGUAAAAUUAGAAGAAAAAAGGGUUACGGCAAAGUUUAUUAAGCGACAAGCGAAUCAUAUGUUUAGUUUGGGAAAAGUAGAAGAAGCUUUAUUGAAAUAUAAUGAAGCACUUAAUAUUUGUCCUUUGAGGUAUAGAAAUGAAAGAAUGGUGAUUUAUAGUAACAAAGCUGAGUGUAAUUUGUUGCUUAAAAAUCCUGAUUCAGCUAUAAGUGAUUCAACACGUGCACUUUGUCUCUCUAAUCCAACAAAUACACAUGGGAAAAGUCUUUGGAGAAGAUCACAAGCUUAUGAUAUGAAAGGAAUGGCUAAAGAGAGUCUUAUGGAUUGUAUAAUGUUUAUGAAUGGUUUUGUUAAGUCAAAUGAGAACAAACAUGUUAAGGUUUCAUAUCAUGCUGCGAAGAUGUUCUGCAAACAAAUGGAUGCCACGUGGCUAUUUGGCGAUGUUUGUUCAAAGUCAAAGGUAGUAGACAAUGUUAAUAUUCCACUUGUGGAAAACCUACCUUGUGAUCAUAAGAUGAUGAUGAUGGAAAAGAGGAGUUUCUUGCCAGAUUUGUCUACCAUUAUGGAAGAACCUUUUCACGCUAAAGAAGCUAGUAGGAGAAUGAUUGAACGAGCAAGAAGGAGAUUAAAGAAAGCUGAUGUAAAUCGAUUAACUUGAGUGAUCAAAUUUAAUUGGCUACUUGCCUACGGAAGAAGAGAAUCUUGUGUGACAACUCGUAUAUUUUGGACACUUGCUAUAGGUUAGAACUCAAUUUGAAACAUAUAUUAUGUUUGUAUCCAUACUUAAUUUGUCGGUGACAGAUUCAAAUCAAAUAAAUAGGGCUCUAAAAAAGCCGAGCAAGUCUUACUUCGACACAAUUUCAAAUAAAAAAAAUGUUGAGGUACACAUACAAAUAAAAAAAAGGUUAAAAUUGAAAUGAUUUAGUCAUAAUUUUUUUAUUUAUGUAUGUGUGUUUAAACAUUUUCAAUUUGAAAUUGUGUCUUAAGACAAAUAAUCUAUUUUUGCAUGUUGAAAAUGGCAAAUGGUGUGUUGCAUAUAAA
Messenger RNA from Medicago truncatula (barrel medic), 2443 nucleotides. RefSeq lists its product as uncharacterized. The coding region runs from base 129 to 2060 and encodes 643 amino acids. The record is from RefSeq and is a predicted model, not a curated record. NCBI's taxonomy places the organism in Eukaryota, Viridiplantae, Streptophyta, Magnoliopsida, Fabales, Fabaceae. Gene Ontology annotation, molecular function: protein binding. The transcript has 2 exons.